AUGUUAUUACGUCGGAUGUUCAAUUUUCGAGGAGGGGGAAGUGAUGGAUCGCGUUCUGUGACGCUCGAAGCUUUCGCGAUAGUUCACAAGUGCAAAUUGAGUUACCCGCCAAGAUUCGAAAAUCAUGUUGGAAUCAUAGUACUUAUGGAGGAUACAAAAAAUGAAAAUAUGGAGGAAGUAAAUUUAACUUUAAAGCCUGAAGAAGCUGAAUCACAAGCAAAAAUAGUAAAAAGUGAUAUUAAAGAGCAGAUUGAAAGCAAGGAGAAUGAGUUAAUAGAAGAAGCUGUAAAAGAGUCACAGCAAGAUGACAUUAAAAAUGAUGUUGAAGAGGAGUGUGAAAAUCAAAAGGACAUAGAAUUUCAACAUGAGAAAAUUAUAACUGAAUUACAAUCAGAAAUUGUAAUCGAAUCACAGACAGAGAUUAUAACAGAAUCACAGCUGGAAACUGACACUGAAUUACAGUCAGAAAUAAUCAAUAGUGAGGAAACUGAAAAUAGAAAAGAUGCAGAACUUCCUGAAGAAAUUUUAACAGAAGACCAAGAAAAUUUAGUUAUGAUUAUGGAUGAUAAUACUGUAGAUUCAGCAAAUAUAGAAACAUCAAGUGAUAUUGAAAUGGAUAAUGAAAAAGUAAAAAUAGCUGAUGCACGGGAUUUAGAGUUAAAUAAAAAUGAGACCAAUGCUAACAAGCAACAAUUGGAAGAUAAUUUAAAGGAUAUCAACAAAGAUAAUUUGAAAGAUAUUUUAGAAACUGCCAGUAAUGUGGAAGAAAUAUUCUCUGAAGAACGGUGCCAAAAUACACAAGAUAUUGUUACAAGUAUAUUAGAUGAUGUAAGAAGUGCAACUGACUUCAAAAAUAUUUUAAACACAGAAACAGUUGUAGCGAAUGAAAUAGAAGAGGCCCUGCAAGAAUCUGGAAAUUUACCAUUAGCUGAAGCUGAAAUUGAAGAAUUAACUAAAAAAUUGCCACAAGAUUCAGAAGAUAUCUUGAACAAAGAUAUGGAGGAUUCAAUCUCAGAACACAUAGAUUCUCUAGAAGGAUUGUUAGGCUUAGAUUUAAUGCCAGAAGGAGAUGAUUCAUCGUUGAAAUCAACAAAAACUGAAGAGGAACUUCAGAAAUCAGAUCAGUUAUCAAAGGUUGUGGACAUGAGUCUUUUAUUAGAACAUUCAGAUCCCACUUCUGACAUGACACAAACCUCUGAUUACAUUACACAUGUAAUCAGUAGUUGUUUAACGGAUAGAAGUCAUAUAUCAUUAGAAACCACAGAGAAACCCAAUGCAAUUGAAAUUGAUGAUAAAGUUAAAGAAUCUGCAGCUAGUGAUAUGUUGGAAAUCAAUGAAAGUGUAAUUAGUGAGUCUAUAGGCAAAGAUGAAAAUGUUGAAGAUUUGCAGAAAGAUUUAAAAGAAGGUACUGAUUUGACAGAAAAUGAAUUGGACAUGGAUUUUGAAGAAGCUCAGCUGGAAUCCGUAGGGGAUCUUGAAGAAAUAGAAUCACAAUCAGAAAUAGAUAAAAGCGAUCUUGAAGGAGAAACUGAAACUACAAAAGAUGCAGGAGAAGUAAUUGUAGUAAAAAGUCAAGAAAAUUUAAUUAUUAGCCUGAAUGAUAAUAAUACUGCAGAUUCAACAAAUGUGGAAACAGCAAGUGAUAUUGAAAUGGAAUUGGCUUCAGAUAUCUUAUUGCACAACGUAGAUCACAAUAGUAAGAAUGAAAAUAUGGGUGAUUUGCAAAAGAAUUUAAAAGAGGAUACUGAUUUGGCAGGAAAUGAAUUAGACAUUGAUUUUGAGGAAGCUCAACUAGAAUCCAUAGAUGAUCUUGAAGAAACAGAAUCACAGACAGAAAUAAUUAAAAGUGAUAUUGAAGAAACAGAAUCACAGACAGAAAUAGUUAAAAAUGAUCUUAAAGAAACUGAAUUGCAGAUGGCAACAACUAAAAGUGAUCUUAAAGAAAUUGAAUUGGAAACAGAAAUAACUAAAAGUGAUUUUGAAGAAACUGAAUUGCAGAUGGCAACAAUUAAAAGUGAUCUUAAAGAAACUGAAUUGGAUACAGAAAUAACUAAAAAUGCUGUUAAAGAAACAGAAUCACAGAUAGAGAUAGCUAAAGGCAAUGUUGAAUCUAUAAUUAGAAAUGAUGUAGAACUUCCUGAAGAAAUUAUAACUGAAUCACAGCUGGAAAUAAAUAAAAUUACUGUUGAAGAAGAACCUGAGAAUAAAAUGGAUACAAAUGCUGUUGAAGAACAAUUUGAGAAUAAAAUAGAUACAAAUGCUGUUGAAGAACAAUUUGAGAAUAAAAUGGAUACAAGUGAUGUUGAAGAAGAAUUGGAGAAUAAAAUGGAUACAGAACUUAUUGAGCAACUUACAACUGAAUUAGAACCAGAAGUAAAUAAAAGUAAUGUUGAAGAAGAAUUUAAAAAUAAAAUGGAAAUAGAACUUACUGAACAAAUUAUAACUGAAUCGCAGGUAGAAAUAAAUAAAACUAAUGUUGAAAAGAAAUCUGAGGAUAAGAUUGAUACAAAACUUACUGAAGAAAUUACAAUUGAAUCACAGUCAGAAAUUACAAUUCAAUCACAGUCAGAAAUUACAAUUGAAUCACAAUCAAAAAUUGCAACUGAAUCACAGUUAGAAAUAUAUAAAAAUGAUGAAGAAACAUCUGCAGAUAAAAAGGAAACAGAACAUAUCGAUGAAAUUAUAAGCAAUCUACAGCCAGAAAUAGUUAAAAGUGUUAUUGAAGAAGAACAUGAGACUAUUCUUGAGAAAAUAGUAACAGAAGAACAAGAAAAUUUAACUAUUAAUGUGGAUUGUGAAAUUGAAAGUUUAUCAAAUGUGGAAGAGUCAAAUAAUAUUGAAACAGGAUUGAUUUCAGAUAUACUGUUGGAUAAUGUGGAUCAAGUUAGCAAGAAUGAAAAUACUGAGAAUUUGCAAAAAGAUUUAAAAGAAGAUAUUAAUUUGACAGAAAAUAAAUCACACAUGGAUUUUAAGGAAGCUGCAGUAGAAUCUGGAAGUAAUUUUGAAAAAACAGAAUUACAGUCAGAUCCAAUCAAAAUCACUGUUGAAGAAGUAUCUGAAAAUCAAAAAGAUCCAACACUUCGUACAGAAAUUAUAACUGAAUCACAACCAGAAAUUAUAACUAAAUCACAACCAGAAAUUAUAACCAAAUCUCAAUCAGAAAUAGAGAAAAAUAAUAUUGAAAAAGAAUGUGAGAAUAGGAAAGAUAUAGAAUUCUCUGAAGAACUUGCAGCAGAAGAUCAAGAAAAUUUUGAUGUUAAUACUUUAAAUUCAUCAAAUGUGAAAAGACCAAAUGAUAUUGAAACAGAAUUAAUUUCAGAUAUACUGUUGCAUAAUGUGGAUCAAGAUAACAAAGAUGACAAUGAGGAUUUACAGAAGGAAUUAAAAGAGGAUGUUAAUUUGGCAAAAGAUGAACUGAACAUGGACUUUGAAGAAGCUCCUCUAGAAUCUAUAACUAAGAUUGAAGAAACAAAAUCACAGCCAGUAAUUGUAAAACAUGAUGUUGAAGAGGAACCCGAAAAUAAAGAGAAUGUAAAUCUUUUUGAAGAAAUUGUAGCGGAAGAUAAUUCAGGAAAUCUAACAGAAGAUAAUCCGGUAGAAGGUAAUCUAACAGAAGAUAAUUCAACAGAGGAUAAUUUAGCUCAAGAUAAUCUAGCAGAGUGCAAUCUAAUAGAGCAUAAUUUAAUACAACAUAAUGUAGUAGAGAGUAAUAUAAUAGAAGAUAAUUUAGCAUUAAAUAAUCUUGCAGAAGAUAAUGUAGCAGAAAAUAAUCUUGCAGAAGAUGAUCUAGCAGCAGAGAAUUUAGUUACUGACAUGAAUGACAAUACUGCAGAUUCAUCAAAUGUGGAAAGAUCAACUGAUAUUGAGAUAGAAUUGUCUUCAGAUAUCUUGUUGCAUAAUGUGGAUCAUGAUGAAAAUUUAGACGAUGCUCCGACUGCCAUAGAAACAUCUCAACCUAGUUCUGAAAUAUCCGAACUUGAAUCGGCUGUUAAAUUUCUGCAAGAGUCUGAAGAACAAGCAAUGGACUCGCCGUUGGUAUUAUCUCCCAAAAUGAUGGAAAGUGUCGUAGAUGAUAUAUCGAAACAGACAGAUGCAUCAUCUCUAUUUGUACACGAAGAUAUGUGCGAGAAUACAUCAGAAUUAGAAGCGGAACUGCAAAAAAUUGCAACAGAUUCUAUCGCUAUUUCUGAAGCGGAGAUUAUCUCGGAAGCUGCGAAACUGGAAAGUGAAAGGAAACUUGUCGAACAAAUUAAGAUUGAUGCUUUGAAAGGUAAGUUUGAGAUAAAUGAUGAUAAAGAAACAAUAAAUGAAGACGUAAUCGAAGAGAAAGUAACAAUGUCUACUGAGGCGAAAUUCGAUGUAACAGCUUUAGAGAACAUUGAGAUGCAGCAAGCAUCAAACUUAGAAAGCAAUAAGGUAUCUGAAACAAUAGUAACUUUAUCCCAGAAUGUUUUAAAGACAUCCGAAUCUAUACCAAAAGUUUCUAUUUUAGAGGAACGUUUAAAAGAACCACCUAAGAUAGAAAUUCCUACUACAGACGUGACGAAAGUUUCACUGUCUCCCACCAUCUCCAAAGACAGUCUUUUGAUUCAAAAGGAUGCAAAAUUAAUUGCCUAUCAAAAGAUGUUGGAAUCGCCGAAGAUGUCUGAUAAAUCAGAAUCGAAGUUUGUUGAAACGCCUCGAAAGGAUUCUGAAAAACACGAUUUCGAAAAUGUUGGAUCUCCAAGAAUUAUUCUAAAGAUAGCAAAGUCUGCAAUCACUGAUUGUGGGGAGCCGAGAUCUCCUAAAAGUCCAAAGAUCAGAUCAGCGACCAAUUCGCCGAAUCCUGAGGAUAGCCCGGGUCAAAAAUUGGGGAAAAUAAAAUUGAAAUUAUCUAAAGGUGGUCAUCCUUCUAUAAUAUCCAAUGAGAAUAUCGAAGAACUUGGACAAUGGUAUUCGGAAGGCUCGUCAUCAUUGUCUCCUCUUGGUAUGAAGAUUAAAUUGUCAAAAUCCGGGGAUGCAUCUAUAGUUUCCACUGAAAAACAUGAAUUGAUUGAUGAUUCUAAAGAAGGUAAAUAUAAAUUUGAAGAAACUAUGCGGACAGAAUCACCAAUUGGAAUGAAAAUCAAGUUGUCAAAGAGCGGUGAUGCGUCUAUAGUGCAACAAGAUACAAAAGAGAUACAAAUAAAGCACAAAGAUAAGCUGGAUAUAGUUCAGGAAAGUCCAAAGAGAACAGAAUCUCCAAUCGGAAUGAAGAUUAAGCUUUUUAAAACUGGAGACGUCUCGAUAAUACAAUCCGAAAGGCAAGAUUUUUCGGAGGAAUAUAAAGAUAAUCUACAACUGAAACCAAAGGAGAAGCUCGAAUCAUGUUAUGAUUCUCCUAAAAGAACUGACUCUCCUAUAGGAAUGAAAAUCAAGUUGUCUAAAAGUGGGGAUGCCUUAAUUGUUUCUCCUGACUUGCCAGAAGAAAGUAAAGAUGUCAGCAAAAUGAAAGAUAAAUUAGAGUCAUCUCCAGAAAUUCCAAAGAGAACCGAAUCCCCGAUUGGAAUGAAAAUUAAGCUAGCAAAAACGAAGGGUGGCGGAGCUUCUAUAAUAUCAGUAGAAAAUAAUGAAGAGGCAAAAGACAUUCCAGAUAUUCCUAAACGAACGGAAUCACCAUUUGGAAUGAAGAUUAAAUUGUCUAAAACAGGUGACGCAUCGAUCGUUCAUUCAGAAGUGUUAGACGAAAUUAAAGAUAAAUUGGAUACAGUUCAAGAUACAUUAAAAUCAUUGGACCCACCAUAUAUUGAGAGCUCACAAGAAGAACAAUCAGUAGAAACCAUGCAUGAAACUUUAAAAGUUGAAUCUCCCCUUGGUAUGAAGAUCAAGCUUUCUAAGUUUGGUGAUGCAUCUAUAGUUUCAUUAGAAAAGCAAGAACAAGUGGAAGAUAGUCCCAAGAGAACAGAAUCACCUCUUGGUAUGAAGAUCAAAUUAUCUAAAACUGGUGACGCUUCGAUCAUACAAACUGAUAUAUCUGAAGAUGCGAAUAAAACAAUACGAACAACCGAGACAGAACAUUCUAAAACUGACGCUUCUCUAGGUAUGAAGAUAAAGCUAUUAAAAACUGGAGACGCCUCUAUAGUGGAUCCAGAGAAGAAAGAUAAAGAACAGAGACGUCGAGACACUGAAUCAUCUCUAGAGAUGAAGAUUAAACUAUCUAAAACGGGUCAUCCAACAAUUGUAGCUUGUGACACUCAAACGGAAAUAUACAAGUCCAAGGAAGCUAUUGAUCCUUCUCAAAAUCUUGCUCAAAGAUACAAAGAGGCUGGACAAGCCAUAUAUAAAGAAUCUGCUCUAAAGAUUCUUAAAGCUGGACAUUCGACCAUUUUGCAAAGUAAUCGUUCAGAACUGACCAUCGAGCCGGUGCAAAUACAGGGAAAGAAAUUAGAGAAUGUGAUUGAAAUGUCUCCGAAGCGCAAGGAUAUCACCAUCGCACCGAUCGAGUCGAAAAAAUCUAAAUUGGAAACUCAACUCACUCAAAUUUUACCUGAGGUUACUAUCCAGCCAGUGACGUCCAGAGAACAGAAGCAAUUCCUGUUUGAUCCUAAAAACAGUGCGAUCAGUCUCCAACAGAUGAAUGUGAUAAAUCAAGAAAUCAGUAUUACUCAAGUGAGACCAGAAAAAUCGUCCGAUGUUUCUAUGAACGAGAAACUGAAGGAUAUUCUAUCAAAGAACGUAUCUGGCUCCCCAUUGAAUUCUGACUGUGAAAUUAUAGAACACCGACCAGAAUUGAUAAUAGUAAACGAGAACUCAAAUUCUAGCCAGGAUGUUGUAAUAAUAGAAGAAGUAACUCCGAAUAGAAUGCCAGAAGUUAAAGUGCCCAAGAAAAGAGGUAGACCCAGAAGGAAUCCAUUACCACAAGGAAUUACUCAUCCUCCGCCUCAUAUGUUAAUACCUAGGGAUCCUUUGUCUUUAGACGAUACACAACAAAUGCAACAACCACAAGUACCCCACUUUCAAGAAUCUAGAGAGAAUGAAAGACCUAAGAGAACCUGUAGAAGCCAGAAGAGUUAUGCACCUCCUAGAAGAGGUAGAGGACGAGGUAGAGGAAAACGAAAAUUAGACACUGUGGAUCCCCAGAUUAUGAAAAAGCCUAGGAUAGAGCAAGAUUUAAACGCGAUAGAAGCUUCUACGACGGCUGUAAUAACAAUAGAUGAUUCUGGACUGCAUCAUGAAUCCUUCGGAAAAUCAUCGGAGUUGUAUAAAGCUCUUAAGCAACCAGCAAUUGAUUCCAAGAUUGCUAAUUCUUCGGGUCCCACGAGUAUGCAUUCUGAAACGAACAAAACAUCGGAAAUGCGGCUGCCUAAACCAAUAUCAAAUGACGUCACAAUUAAGGAUAAAAGAUUGGUCGAAAUAGUUCCUGAAAGAGUGCAAAAGACUGCAACGAAAGCGGAUUCCGAUAACAAAUUUGAUAAACCAAUGGAUAAUACAAAAUUGGAGAAAGAUAUGUUAAUACCACCUGGGCAUCCGAAUUGGUUAACCCCAGUAUCGAAACGAACAGAAAAUACUACAAAACAUGAGAAUAUGUCUACAGUGCAAGUGAUAGAUGAGGAAACAAGAAUGAGUGCAGAAUCAGGUUCUAGAUCUCAGACUCCAGCUAGAAAUAUUUCUGCACCUGCUUCUGAAACUAUAAUAAAUGAGGAGUCUCAAGGAAGUGUACUUAGUACUGCCACUACAGAGUCAGAAAAAGUAAAGGUCAAAAAUAGAAGAAUGGAAAUUAAUUUUGAUCCGGACGAAGGACCAUUUACAGUUGAUAAAAUUGCUGAAUAUGAAUGGCCACUUGACCGUAAAGGUGAAACUUUUAUGAUACAAGAACAAAUAUCUCAAUAUCUUGGUGUAAAAUCUUUCAAAAGAAAAUAUCCAGAUCUGAAGAGAAGAGUUGUUGAUAUGGAAGAAAGAAAUUAUUUGAGAGAAAAUGGUUUGGUUAGCGAGGCAAUGUGUGAUAUGGGUUUAACUGCUAUAUGCAGCUCAGAAGUAUUAGAUGUAAUGUGUAGUGAUUUCCCAGAUCAGUAUGAAGAAUAUCGCAAGCAUAUGCGCGAAAAGCAAGUGAAAGAACAUUCCAAAAAACAAAAAGAAUUAACAGCAGCUGCAAAUGCAGAAAAAAAUAGAAUUGAUCUAGCAGAAAUGGCAGUUCAAUCUGCAUUGUCUUGGAAUAUGAGUUUAAAUAAAGCUCGACGAGAAAAUAGGAAGUGUAGUUUAGAUUUACAAACUUUCACAAUCCACGUGCCAAAGAAACAACAAGAAGUUGAAUCCGAACGAAGAAUUGGUCACUACCCUGUUGCUUUGAUACCAGGACAAUAUACAGAUUACUAUCGAGAAUACACACCAGCUGAGUUACGAUAUUAUCCUUUAAAUACUGUCCUCUAUGGUCCUAUGAGACCAAAUGAACGUAAAUUUGAUAGUCAAUCAGAAGGAUCUCAAAGUGAUAGCGACAGUGAUUCAUCUUCAGAUGAUUCAAGUUCAUCUUCUAGCGAGGGUACGCAGGAUACCGAAGGCUCUCAAUCCACGAUGGACGACGUAGAUAUGGAAAUAGCAAAUCGAAAAGAUGAAAUAAAGUUGAAAUGCAAGAUGUGUUUGAAGACCUUAAAUAAACAUAGUAAAAAUGAAGUAUUGAUUCAGUGUGGUACAUGUAAUGGGCAUGUUCAUCCAUCGUGUAUAGAUUUAACAUUAGAUAUGGUUCCUCAUAUUCAAUCGUAUGCAUGGCAAUGCACAGAUUGUAAAACUUGUGCUCAAUGUCAUGAUCCUGCAGACGAAGAUAAAAUGCUAUUUUGUGAUAUGUGCGAUAGAGGGUAUCAUAUUUACUGUGUUGGUCUUCGACGAGUACCCCAAGGAAGGUGGCAUUGUCAGGAAUGUGCCGUUUGUGUAAAUUGUGGCUCAAGAGAACCUGGUGGUGUAAAUUCUGAUAGAAAUAGUGUUGCUCAGUGGCAACAUGAAUACAAGAAAGGUGACAAGAAUAUUCGUGUUUAUGUUUCAACGCUAUGCGUCCCAUGCUCAAAGCUAUGGCGAAAGGGUCGCUAUUGCCCGCACUGCAGUCGCUGUCAUACUGCUCCAAGACUCGACCUGGAAGCGAAUCUAGUGCAUUGCAGCGCAUGUGACAAAUAUCUGCACUUAGGUAUUGACACAAAUUCCAUAUAAUUCCACUAUAUAUUUUUCAUUGCAUGUUGCGUUUGCAUGCUUCAUCAAAUGUUAUUAUCUUUAAAAGUAAUUUGAAUAUUUAAAUUAUGUACGGGAAAUUUCAGGUAUAAUAAAACAUAUAUCAAUAUUUAUUUAUAGCAUGUAAAGAUUAUUAUCAUUAGUAUUAUUCAUAUUUUCUUAUAGGUUGCGUGGAGACCAAGGGAAUGCCAUUAGACAGGAAAAAUUAUCUAUGUGACUUUUGUGCACCAAAUCGUCAGCAAAUGGUAAAAUCAUUAAUAUCGAGAACAUUGAAAACAUAAACGAAAACAAAAUUUAUAUUUGAGCUCGAAAAGUGUAUAAAAUAUAAAACUUACUUAUUUAGAAAAUUUGAUAAAAUAGAAAUUUUUUAUUUAUAUGGACAAUGAAUAUAUUCUGAAGACAACUUAAACAAUUGAUUUAUUAUAAAAUGUUUCGUAAGAAUUUUAUGAGUGAAAUGAUUGUACAUAAUUGUAUGAUUAUGAUGGAUUUGAAAAAUUAACGUUUUGUUACAAAGUAGUGAUUAUAAUUAGCUAUAUAUGAAACUAAAAAUAUAAAAAAAUUUGCCUUUAAGUGUUAAUAUUCAGUGAAAAUGCUUGACGAUUCUGAUUUUCUUUAUUAUUUUUAUCCUUUUAUUUUUAAAUAUGUUCUUUAUUAAGAUAUUACUGCAAAGUUAA
This is a messenger RNA of Heterotrigona itama, 9845 nucleotides long. The record is from the annotation of a GenBank genome assembly. Lineage: Eukaryota; Metazoa; Arthropoda; Insecta; Hymenoptera; Apidae.